AUCUGGUAUAUAGUAUUUACCAUCUCUUUUUCUUUAGUCCAGCACUCCAAUCAGCCACUUCAGCCUCCUCAGCUUAUUUGUGGCCGUGAUAAACUCCAAGUAGGGCUAGAUGUGGAUGGCCUGAUUCACACUGGUUUUGACCCAUUUUCUGGAGAACUGGAAGCCAAAAACUGCGUCCUGCUCAGAGUGGAUGUUUAUGUAGUGUGGUACGAAGUGGAGGCCAGAGCAGGUGCCUGUGGAAACACACUGAGGACCAACAGCACACAUGUCAUCUACUCCAACAAUUUAUUUAUCUAUCCCAUGUACAACCGAGACUUCAUCCUUGAGAAGAUUAUUCCCUUCACCUGUGUGUAUCCUCUGGACACAGACACAAGCCUGGACGUGCCCAGUCCAUUCGUGUUGCCGACACCUGGCAUUUUAGGCUCGGGUCCUGAAGCCAAAGCCUCCAUGUUUCUGUACCGCAGCUCCGACUACAAUGAUACGUAUCCAUCAGGCCAGAUCGUCCUGCCAUUGGAUUCACGUUUGUACGUGGGCGUGUCUGUGGAGGAGGUGGAUUCAUCCUUUGUAGUCGUUCUGGAGGACUGCUACACCAGUCACUCAUCAAACCCUGAUGAUCCCACGCGAUACUAUCUCAUCAAGAACAAGUAA
Molecule: messenger RNA, 648 nt
Organism: Larimichthys crocea (large yellow croaker)
Lineage: Eukaryota; Metazoa; Chordata; Actinopteri; Sciaenidae
Product: pancreatic secretory granule membrane major glycoprotein GP2-like
Exons: 3
Coding region: 301-648 (115 amino acids)
Source: RefSeq, a predicted model, not a curated record